Messenger RNA from Hypomesus transpacificus, 4065 nucleotides. RefSeq names its product general transcription factor IIIC, polypeptide 2, beta (gene gtf3c2). The transcript has 19 exons. The record is from RefSeq and is a predicted model, not a curated record. The coding region runs from base 205 to 3147 and encodes 980 amino acids. Lineage: Eukaryota; Metazoa; Chordata; Actinopteri; Osmeriformes; Osmeridae. Gene Ontology annotation, biological process: transcription by RNA polymerase III. Gene Ontology annotation, cellular component: transcription factor TFIIIC complex. Gene Ontology annotation, molecular function: protein binding.
GCAGCGGCUUUCAUCAGUUUCUUUGGUCACGUUACAUUAUGGCGGUUUUCAGCCGAGGUAACAUUCGCAUGUAGUCAGAUGAAAUAAUAUUGCGGAAGAGAUAUUGUUCUGGCUGUCGGGUCUUAUUUGGACAUUUAAAUUGUUAUCCAGCGGGCUUCUCCGUAGGAAAGUCCUGCCAAUGUUAUCCAGUAACCGCAGUGACUAAUGAGAGCGCAGCGGGUAUCGAUGGCGGAAGAGGGGCAAAAGUUGGCCGAACAGGGUAGCGAGAUCGUGGAAGUGCCACGGAAUGCGGAGGAGAGGAUUGACGGCGUCACGCAGGAUGCUGCCUCCCGGUUCAACGUUGAAGAGGCAGACGACACCGAGAAGAGUCCGGUGAUGACCCCCCCUUCUGCAGGACGCCAGCGGAGGAGGCCUCUAAAGUUCCAAGUCUCAGACCCAGAGUCCACCGCAGUCACCCCGGGGCCUGCUAGAAAGAGCUCCCAGCCAAAGACCCCAAGAAGGACUCCUGCCAAAAAGUGUCAUGAGGAAGACUUGGGUAAGAAGGCUCCUGCAAAGAGGAAGGCCAGCAGGAUGGACGCAGGCGUCAACGGUGAAGCUAAGGAUGAGGGGGAGGACGAAGAGGAAGAGGAAAUUCCUAAGAAACGCAAGAGAAAGGCUUUUGCAAGAUAUACUCCUGCAAAAAAAAAAACUCCAGUGAAAAAGCCUCCUGCGAGCCAGAAGAAGACCUCCCAGGACCAGCAAGCAGCAGCCGCAGAAGAAGAGGAACCAGCGAGGAAGAAGACUCAGAGGAAGAAGAAGACGGUGGGCGCUGGGCAGGACGUCCUCCUGACCGACUCGGCCCCUGCGUUUCAGGAGGGCCAGCGGGAAACCCCGGAGCAGCCUGAGGUCACGCCUGGAGGCCGGCCCAGGAGAGGAGCAGCUAGAGCAGCGUUAAAGUACCUUCACAACUUGGCCAAAGAGGUCUUGAGUGAGCCCAGUUCAGAUGAUAGCCCCGCCCCCAGCCCUGCCCCCAGGCAGGGGCCACGGCAGGCUGCUCAGUGCGGCCGGGGGAGGAAGAAGGGAACCCCAUCCUCGGAUCGCGACAGCACUGUGGAGGAUGAAGACUUUGUCCCGUUGGGUAUAGAUGAGGAGGAAGAGGAGGAGAGUGAGGAUGAAGGAGUACCAGAACCAAUGGAACCCAGAUCCAAAAACCCAGCGCUUAAAAACUCAACCAAGACACAGUCCCUUCAGUUACAAGGUAAAGCUUCCAAUGGGCUUCCCAACUGUCUGAUGAAGGCUGUGUGGGACGCCAACAAGGCCACCAAGAACCAUCGUGAUCAGCACUCGUCUUCCUGGGUGUUCCCUGAGUGGAUUCCUUCUGAGAAGGACUGGCCCGUCCUCCCAGAAAGGGAGUGUGAAAGGUACCUCCCCAGACAGCAGCAGUCUCCAGCCUUCAGGGUGUCCAGAGAGGGCAUCAAAGAGGACGCUCCCCUUCGCAGUCUCAACAGGUUUGAGAGUCUACCUCCCCACCCAGAGCGCUGGGACAUGCUGUUCUACGCGGGGGGUCCAGUCUGGGCCCUGGACUGGUGUCCCACCCCAGACGGAGCGCGUGCCAACCAGUACGCUGCCCUCUACUGCCAUGGAGACCAGGACGAGCAGCACCACUUCAGCCAGACCCACACCCAGCCCAGCCUCAUCCAGCUCUGGGACCUGGGCUGCCUGGACUACAACACCCGCCCCUCCUCUCCCCCAAGGCUGGCCUAUGGCCUGGCUCAGGAGAAGGGCUGUGUGUCGAUCCUCAAGUGGUGCCCUGCGGGGGCCUGGGAGAUGCCCAGCACAGCCAGGAAGGCUCUCCUGCUGCCCAGGCUGGGCCUGCUGGCUGCAGCCUCCUCCAGCGGACUGAUCUCCAUCUACAGCCUGCCUCACCCCAGCGCCCUCAGACCCUCCUCCGCAGGAAACCCAAGCCAAGCACCACUGAUAUGCCAGGCCAAGGCUGUGAUCACUUUGAGGCUGGGUUCGGUCAAGGCCAGCCAUGAGGACAGGAGUGGUCAGGUUCUAUCUCUGGACUGGCUUCCUGUUGCUCCGUACAACCGGAUAGCAGCUGGCUUCUAUGACGGCAUGGUGGGGUUGUGGGACCUGUCCAGCAGGUCGGUGCUGCUGAGAGUGAAAUCACCUGACUGCUCCCUCACCCUGCUGCCCUGCCACGCCUUCCUCGCCCACGACAACGCCAUCCGUGCCCUCAGCUUCUGCCCCGCCUCCAGUGGUCUGCUGGUGACAGCGGGGGAUGACAGGAUGGUGAAAACCUGGGACCUGAAGAUGACCUCUGAACCCAUCAGCUGUCUGAAGCGCUUUCUAUCCACUGAAGUGUCAUGGCCGCUGCUCUGGCCGGGAGUCUUUCUGGCCCAGGAGAACGCCUACGCCACUUAUGGGAAUCACGGUCUGAACUACUUUGAUGGGAGCUACAUGGGCUGGAAGCCCCUGUUCUUGAUCCCUCGAAUAGGGACCUUGUGGAGCAUAUCCAUGUCUGAUUGGCUGAACACCUUGGUGACGGCGGAUGCGUGUGGAGAGGUGAUCAUGUCCGCCAUGCCUAGGCUGGACACCACAGUCUACAUCAAACGCACCGUCGACAGACGAUACCCGGUCUACUUUACAGACAUGGUGCUGCUAGACAAUCUGCCCUCCAGAGGACAGGAGGAGCAGGAGGGGAAAGAGAGAGGAGAGGAGGGGAAGGAGGGAGGAGAGGAGGAGGGGAAGGAAGGAGGAGAGGAGAGCAAUGGUCUGCUUUAUAAACCUGCAACGUUCAGAGAAACCGCCCAGAUCUACUACCUCCACUACAGCGACCUGGACAUGCGGUCAUUACACAACUUCCAGAAGCGCGGCCUGUGGAAGCGCAUGCAGGUGACAGAGCUGAAGAGACCCCUGGACCUGGACCUGCUUACCCUGGGAGCCCUGCACAAGAUCCGAUUCAACCCCAACCUGACUGCUCAGACCUGGAUCCUGUCUGCCGGCCAGGCUGGCUUGGUGCGGGCCCACUGUCUGGGGGUCAUGACUAGCCCCAACGUCAACAAGGUGGUCAAGGAGAGCCAGAACCAGUUCCGCACCAUGUUCUCCCCAGACCCCUCAGAGUGCCCUGCCGACACAGUCCGCCACUUCACAGAACCGCUCUAGAACCUUCCCAAGAUGUUCCGGAACAUUCAGAAUCACUCUAGAAUCUUCCUGAGAUUUUCUAGAACAUUCUAAAACAAACCUGGGCCUUUCUGGAGCUUCUAUCCUCAGAACAACUUGAGAACUCUGGUAGGUGUUCCAGAACUCUUCACCUACAAAGUUCCGUGAGAGAUAUACAUGGACUGCCUUCCUGUGGACUUUGAGGGUUCAGCUGCAACACAAGAUGAAAGAGUUUAGUUACGUUAAAUAUAAAGGGUCAACUUAUUUUUAUCUAAAUAUGUAUCACCCUGGUAGUGUUGUUUUUAUCAUUUGCAAUGUCUUUUUUAAUCAAUAACUUAAAAGAAAUGCUGCUUUGCUGAUAUGUUGUAAACAGUUUUGUCUUUUUUUAUCUUCUCCUCCUAUUUAACCAUGUAGGAAGUUUGUAUCUCAGGUUGUUAUGGUAACAAGAAGCUUUUUUUUAGAGAAUCUGGCUUGUUCACAGAGGUUACAGAAACAGCACUUUAGACACGUUCUCAUCGUCCUGCUGUUUGUUUUCUACUUCUUUACUCCCACUGAGUAAUUUUGCAUCAGGAAUAAAAUCAUAUUUGGUCAAUCUGCGCCUCGGAGGAUUGUGUGAGCGUAUCGUUAGUCUUGGGACUUAAGCCUGUGCUGCUGACAUAUUUCCUGGUUUACAGGAAGUCAUUAGCUGAGCUUGGUUCUGAUUGGAGAACUGCCUGGGAGAUGGAUUUGGCUGCUGAAAGGGCUAAAUGACCAACUGUUUUCUUUCCCUCCUCUGACUCCAUAUGAUCAUCAAUCUUGUGAUUUUCUUAGUAGUCUUUAACUACAAAGGCAGGAAUUCUAGGUUAUAGAAUAUUUAAAGAAAAUGAACAUCUGACCACAUGCGUUUAUUUAUUUUAUAAAAUAAAUCUUGGCACAUGUAAU